Molecule: messenger RNA, 1993 nt
Organism: Betta splendens (Siamese fighting fish)
Lineage: Eukaryota; Metazoa; Chordata; Actinopteri; Anabantiformes; Osphronemidae
Gene: chp1
Product: calcineurin-like EF-hand protein 1
Exons: 7
Coding region: 333-920 (195 amino acids)
Molecular function (GO): calcium ion binding
Source: RefSeq, a predicted model, not a curated record
ACCCGUGUAGCCCUGCCCUCCCGAUACACACACUUUAUAAACAGGAAGAAACCCGGACACGAAGCCGCCUUGUUAAGUGAGAGUGUGAUAGAGCGGAGAAAGGCUUCGGUGCUAAACGGAGCAUCCACCAGGCUGCGUCUCCCGAGGACAGAAAAGGGGCGUUUGUGUUUCUGUCAAGCCGAUCUCACAGAAAUUCGGCCACUAGCUCGCCGUUAGCUUCUACGCUAAUUCCAACAUCGGCACUAAUCGGAGGUUUUUGUCACAGCUGUUGAGGUUGCGCAAGACUACCAGCAAGUCUCUUCGUGAUUUAUAACCCCCGGUAAUAUUUCACCAUGGGAUCCAGAGCGUCCACGUUACUGCGAGAGGAGGAGAUCGAAGAGAUUAAGAAGGAGACCGGCUUCUCCCACAGCCAGAUAACACGCCUGUACAGUCGCUUCACCAGCCUUGACAAAGGUGAAAAUGGUACCCUCAGCCGAGAGGAUUUUCAGAGGAUCCCAGAACUGGCCAUCAAUCCUCUGGGAGACCGGAUAAUCAAUGCCUUCUUUCCCGAGAGCGAGGACCAGGUGAACUUUCGGGGCUUUAUGCGUACGUUGGCUCACUUCAGACCCAUAGAGGACAAUGAAAAGAACAAGAAUCCCACGGCAGGCGAGCCUCUCAACAGCAGGACAAACAAGCUACUGUUCGCUUUUCGUCUGUAUGAUCUCGACAGAGAUGACAAAAUCUCCCGGGAUGAGUUGCUGCAGGUCUUGCGUAUGAUGGUGGGUGUAAACAUUUCAGAUGAGCAGCUUGGCAGCAUUGCUGACAGGACUAUACAGGAGGCAGACACUAAUGGAGAUAACUCGAUUUCCUUCAAUGAAUUCAUCAAGGUCUUGGAAAAGGUGGACGUGGAACAGAAAAUGAGCAUCCGGUUCUUACACUAAGUUUAGUCUUUUUUUUUCUCAUUUAUUGAUUGUGACCUUCAACAUAUCAGUUGAUGUCAGGACACAAACCUCAUUCAGCUUGUCAGCAGGCGGCUGUCAUCCAAGCUGCGAAAUACGCUGUCGAAUGAAGCAUUGUGUAGAUAAUGCCAUAGAUCCUAAGUUACGCUGCUGUCUAAGGGAUAAUUCACCUGCCUUAAGUUGUAUUAUGCAAUGUCCCUUAUGUAUAUUUCCCAAUAAUGAAACAUUAUUUAUUAGAAAGCUUUUAGUUAGUAUUACACAGGAAAACUGCCACUGUGCUGUAAAACAUUUUGCUUUUGCAGUGACUUUUUCCUUCAUGCUCUGUGUGUGUGUGUACUUCAAUUAUGCAAAAGUAUAAAACUGAUAUUGUAGGAUAUCAAAUCAAAUGCUGUGGUUUCAGUUCACAACAGUGUUUUUAAUGCUAACAUGAAUUUGUGACUUUUUUUUCUUGGUGGUAUAGAAAGUCAAGUUUGACCCCUGACUCAAAGCAGACCAGUCUUGUGUGUUACUGAGCUGUGGCUUUUUUUUUUUUGUAAGAACCAGGGCUCAUGAUUGUUUUGUUUCGCCCCACCUGGGUUACCACCGCUAUAUAAAAUGGUAUCAUUAGGAUUUAGCUGCCACUGUAGCCUGGUUUUCAAAGGUCUUCCUCCAGCUUUUCGGGUCCAUUUUAUCUCUACACUUAUAAUGGGUAACCCAUAAUAAUCUGUGCUGUAGUUUCAAUGAUCAACCUCCAUGUGGCUGAGGCAAAAUGUGUUCCUUCAUUUGUGCACAGCUCAGUGUGGCAGUUUCUUCCGCAUUCACUCAACGAUAACCUUUUAUUGUGCGUCAUACUGGCGUUUGUCAACUGGAGCAGAAAAGUCUGGCCAUUUCAUCUUCAACAUUAGUUUGUUGUUGUUUUUUUAACAUUUCAAAAACCCCAUUCAACAGAAGUGUGACAAGUACAAAUCUACCAUUUCAUUCUUUAUGUGAUUGCUAAUAAGCUAUGAUAUGUGAUGUUGGUCAAUGUUACCAAAAUGAAUUAGGAAUUCGAUUUAAAUAAAAUAAGUGCCAUGGUU